CUUCGAGCCGCCACGUAACGCCACGUCCCCGCGCAUGCGCAUCGCGGCUGGCGGCGGCGGCUGUUUCCGGGCUCUGGGGGCUGGAGCGGCUGCUGAGUGGGUGGCGGUGGUGGCGGAGGCCGGGGUGCUCGGAGCGCGGACUCCGGGGCCAGGCCCUUCCUGGGGCGAGGGAGGCUGUGUUUUUCUUUUCGCUGAGGGGCUGGUGAGGCCGGCGUCCGAGGGGCAAGAUGAAUUUCCUCCGCGGGGUGAUGGGGGGUCAGAGUGCCGGACCCCAGCACACCGAAGCCGAGACGAUUCAAAAGCUUUGUGACCGAGUAGCCUCAUCUACUUUACUAGAUGACCGAAGAAAUGCUGUGCGUGCUCUCAAAUCAUUAUCUAAGAAAUACCGCUUGGAAGUAGGAAUCCAAGCUAUGGAACAUCUUAUCCAUGUUUUACAAACGGAUCGUUCGGAUUCUGAAAUAAUAGGUUAUGCUUUGGACACACUAUAUAAUAUAAUAUCUAAUGACGAAGAGGAAGAAGUAGAAGAAAAUUCCACAAGACAGAGUGAGGAUUUGGGAAGUCAGUUUACAGAAAUUUUCAUUAAGCAGCCAGAAAAUGUCACUCUCCUGUUAUCUUUGUUGGAGGAGUUUGAUUUCCAUGUCCGCUGGCCUGGUGUGAAACUUCUCACUUCUCUUUUAAAACAACUAGGGCCCCAAGUGCAACAAAUUAUUUUAGUCAGUCCCAUGGGUGUUUCAAGACUGAUGGACUUACUGGCAGAUUCAAGAGAAGUUAUACGUAAUGAUGGUGUCUUACUACUACAGGCACUAACAAGAAGCAACGGAGCAAUCCAGAAAAUUGUUGCUUUUGAAAAUGCUUUUGAGAGACUACUGGACAUUAUUACAGAGGAGGGGAACAGUGAUGGAGGUAUAGUUGUCGAGGAUUGUUUGAUUUUGCUCCAAAACUUGUUAAAAAACAACAAUUCCAACCAAAAUUUUUUUAAAGAAGGUUCAUAUAUUCAGCGUAUGAAACCUUGGUUUGAAGUUGGAGAUGAAAAUUCUGGUUGGUCUGCACAGAAAGUGACAAAUCUACAUUUAAUGCUACAGCUUGUUCGGGUAUUGGUAUCUCCCACCAACCCUCCUGGUGCUACCAGUAGCUGCCAGAAGGCUAUGUUCCAGUGUGGGUUACUGCAGCAACUUUGCACUAUCCUAAUGGCAACUGGAAUUCCUGCUGAUAUCCUGACUGAGACCAUAAAUACUGUAUCAGAAGUCAUUCGAGGCUGCCAAGUAAACCAGGACUAUUUUGCUUCUGUAAAUGCACCUUCCAACCCCCCACGACCAGCAAUUGUAGUGCUUCUCAUGUCCAUGGUUAAUGAAAGGCAGCCAUUUGUAUUGCGCUGUGCUGUUCUCUACUGUUUCCAGUGUUUCUUAUAUAAAAACCAAAAAGGACAAGGAGAAAUUGUGUCAACACUUCUACCUUCCACUAUUGAUGCAACAGGUAAUUCAGUCUCAGCUGGUCAAUUAUUAUGCGGAGGUUUGUUUUCUACUGAUUCACUUUCAAACUGGUGUGCUGCUGUGGCUCUUGCCCAUGCUUUGCAAGAAAAUGCUACUCAGAAAGAACAGUUGCUCAGGGUUCAACUUGCUACGAGUAUUGGCAACCCUCCAGUGUCUUUACUGCAACAGUGCACCAACAUCCUUUCCCAGGGAAGCAAAAUACAGACAAGAGUUGGGUUGUUAAUGUUGCUUUGUACCUGGCUAAGCAACUGUCCCAUUGUAGUAACUCAUUUUCUUCACAAUUCAGCAAAUGUUCCAUUUCUUACAGGCCAAAUCGCAGAAAAUCUUGGAGAAGAAGAGCAACUGGUCCAAGGCUUAUGUGCUCUUCUUUUGGGCAUUUCAAUUUACUUCAAUGAUAAUUCACUUGAAAACUACAUGAAAGAGAAACUAAAGCAACUAAUAGAAAAGAGGAUUGGCAAAGAAAAUUUCAUAGAGAAACUGGGAUUUAUUAGCAAACAUGAGCUGUACUCCAGAGCAUCACAGAAACCCCAGCCCAGCUUCCCCAGUCCAGAACAUAUGAUAUUUGAUCAUGAGUUUACAAAACUGGUCAAAGAACUGGAAGGUGUUAUAACUAAGGCUAUUUAUAAGUCCAGUGAGGAAGAUAAAAAAGAGGAAGAGGUAAAGAAAACGUUAGAACAGCAUGAUAACAUUGUGACUCACUAUAAGAAUAUGAUUCGUGAGCAAGAUCUACAGUUGGAAGAACUGAAACAGCAAGUUUCUACAUUGAAAUGUCAAAAUGAACAGCUCCAGACAGCAGUCACGCAGCAAGUAUCUCAGAUUCAGCAGCACAAGGAUCAGUAUAAUCUUCUUAAAGUUCAACUCGGAAAAGACAGUCAUCAUCAAGGUUCUCACAGUGAUGGGGCUCAGAUGAAUGGCAUUCAGCCAGAAAUCAGUCGGUUGAGGGAAGAGAUAGAAGAGUUAAAAAGUUAUCAGGAGCUUUUACAAAGCCAGCUAGCCGAAAAGGACUCUUUGAUUGAAAAUUUGAAAUCUUCCCAAACAUCUUCUGUCAUGAAUGAACAGACUUCAGCAACAGCCUUACCUAGAGAUUCUGAGCAAGUUGCAGAAUUACAACAGGAACUGGCAACAUUAAAGUCUCAGUUAAACUUACAGUCUUUAGAGAUCACCAGACUACAGGCAGAAAAGCAGGAACUGUUACAGAAAACAGAAGCCUUGGCAAAAUCAGUUCCUGUGCAAGGAGAGGGUGAGAAUGUAGCAGCUGCAAAAACUACUGACGUGGAAGGAAGGCUGUCAGCACUGCUGCAAGAGACCAGAGAGCUGAAGAAUGAAAUCAAAGCUCUGUCUGAGGAAAGAACUGCCAUUAAAGAGCAACUGGACACAUCUAACAGCACCAUUGCCAUUUUACAGAACGAGAAGGAAAAGUUAGAUUUGGAAAUUGCAGAUUCUAAAAAAGAACAAGAUGAUCUCUUGGUGCUGUUGGCUGAUCAGGAUCAAAAGAUACUGUCAUUGAAGAGUAAACUCAAGGAUCUUGGUCAUCCAGUAGAAGAAGAAGAUGAGUCUGGAGACCAAGAAGAUGAAGAUGAUGAAAAUGAAGAUGGUGACAGGGACCAGGAUAUCUAGCUUUAAACUCUAGGAAUGUAGAGAUUAUGUCAUUACUUUGAAAGGGUCUUAAGACAGUGCUUUGAUUUGCCUACGUGGAAAAUAAAGCUUUAGAAACCAAA
Messenger RNA from Nannospalax galili (Upper Galilee mountains blind mole rat), 3208 nucleotides. RefSeq names its product USO1 vesicle transport factor (gene Uso1). NCBI's taxonomy places the organism in Eukaryota, Metazoa, Chordata, Mammalia, Rodentia, Spalacidae. Gene Ontology annotation, cellular component: Golgi stack; endoplasmic reticulum; ER to Golgi transport vesicle membrane. Gene Ontology annotation, biological process: endoplasmic reticulum to Golgi vesicle-mediated transport; vesicle fusion with Golgi apparatus; transcytosis. Gene Ontology annotation, molecular function: protein binding. The transcript is spliced from 24 exons. The record is from RefSeq and is a predicted model, not a curated record. Bases 228 to 3107 code for a protein of 959 amino acids.